UCCCACCCCGCACGCAAACCCGCGACGGAGAGAAUGGCGAGCGCGGGGAGCAACCACCGCCAGCGGGCGGAGCAGGCGCCGGCGGCGGGCCUGGACGACCUGAUGUCGCUCCCGCCGGAGAUGCUCAACAACAUCCUCGCCCGGCUCCCCUUCGAGGAGCUGGUCCGCACCUCCCGCCUCUCCCGCGCCUGGCGCCGCCGCUGGGAAUCCGUGCCCGGCCUCGACAUCCGGCUCGACCCGGAGUCCGCCGCCGCGCCCGGCGCCCGCGCCAUGUGGCGGUGCUCCGCGCCCGUCGCCGGCUUGACCGCCCGCGUCCGCGCGCGCCACUUCCACCGCGCCGCCCGCUGGCUCCUCGCGCUGGCGCGCAAGCGCGUCGAGAAGCUCGUCCUCAGGUUCGACAACCCCUGGGACUUCGAAUCGUCCCCCGUCGUCGGCCCCGCCCUCUUCUCCUGCGCCGCGCUCGCCGACCUCCAGCUCUACGGCUACUGCCACAUGCUGCGCGCCCCGCCGGGCUUCCAGGGCUUCCCCAACCUCGUCACCCUCGUCCUCGACAACCUGCUCCUCCCUUUCUCCGGCGCCGCGGCGCAGCUCCAGCGCAUCAUCUCCUCGGCGCCCGGCCUCACGGAGCUCUCGCUGUACGACGUGAUCGCCGGCGGGCCCGGGGCUGACUUCGAAAUCUGCGCCAUCCGGGCGCCCUGCCUCCGUGUCCUCAAGCUCUUCAUCUUCCUCGACAACGGAUGCCGGCUCGCGGAGGACCUCCCGUUGCUGGAAGAGGCGUCCAUCUCCAUCGACGUCCUCUUCGGGACCCCGGCUUUCCUCGACACUUUCCGACGGAUCUCCAAUGUCAAGAAGCUGUCCUUCCGCACCGACUCAGAGCUGGUUAAAGUAAAUCCGCUGAAAAAGAUUUCAUGGAAGUUUCAGAACUUGAGGGUUGCACACCUGACUGCAAAUUUUGGCAGUCUCCCAAGCAUCUGGUCGAUAUUUUCUUUGCUGAGAUUUGGCCCUCACGUCGAAGAACUCCAUAUUCAGGCAGACAAACCUUUCGCCGUAUUCGAAGGUCUUUUUCCUGCUGCGCUAGGUGCUGUUGACCUUGAUGACAACAUUGAUCAGGAUGUUCUUGAUGCUAAAAUAAGCGAUGACUUGUUUGCCAAUCUCAAACACAUCUCACUGGAAGAUAUGAACUGCUUACCAAAUGACAUGUGGUUCAUGAAGGUUCUGCUAUCCAAGGCAGGAUUGCUCCAAUCAUUUGUCGUCACUUUGGACUAUGGAGGAGAAACUGAAUCUUAUGAGGAAGCAUGUGCAGAGUUAGAAGCAUUCGAAAGGGCGUCUCCCCAAGCUCAGCUGGAACUAAGGCUUGCAGAAAUGCCAGACUACCUGGAGGACUUUUAAGUACUUUCAAAACUCCAAUCCUUUCAGCUGUUAACUGCUUAAACCAUGGAUGAAUAAAAGAUGUGGCUGUUGACUGUCGUCGUACAAACAGCUUGUGUUCCUUCUUGAGGUGGAUUUGCGCCAAUUUCCAUGUCUGUAGCUGGUUGUUUCUUUUUUCUUUUUGAUCUUGGGAAGCGUCUCGCGUAGUUAUGUCAGCUCUAUGAUACGGCAGAAUGUUCAUAGACAGCAUUUAUUCACUGAUGCCCGAUUGACUUGUGCUAAUGGCUUGCAACUGAAAUUCUGCUUUCUGUUGCGCGGCUGUGUCAACCAAUAGUCUAAUGUGUUGGCAUUUCUGGUGUCUGACAAAUUA
Molecule: messenger RNA, 1738 nt
Organism: Hordeum vulgare subsp. vulgare (domesticated barley)
Lineage: Eukaryota; Viridiplantae; Streptophyta; Magnoliopsida; Poales; Poaceae
Product: F-box/FBD/LRR-repeat protein At5g53840-like
Exons: 3
Coding region: 34-1389 (451 amino acids)
Molecular function (GO): protein binding
Source: RefSeq, a predicted model, not a curated record